This is a messenger RNA of Meleagris gallopavo (turkey), 1862 nucleotides long. RefSeq names its product refilin B (gene RFLNB). Lineage: Eukaryota; Metazoa; Chordata; Aves; Galliformes; Phasianidae. Gene Ontology annotation, cellular component: actin filament bundle. The record is from RefSeq and is a predicted model, not a curated record. Gene Ontology annotation, molecular function: filamin binding. Gene Ontology annotation, biological process: skeletal system morphogenesis; negative regulation of chondrocyte development; actin filament bundle organization.
CACCCCCAGUGGCCCCUCUCCGCCGGGAGCCCCGAGCGAACCGCGCACAACGGACUGCCGGAACCCGAGCCCCACGCGUCCGUCUCCGCGGCUGCGAAUUCCACGUUCUCUCCCAGCCCUGCUCUCUCCAGCUGCCCUCCAAGACUGUGUCCUUUAUCCUUUGGCGAAGGCGUUGAGUUUGACCCUUUACCACCAAAGGAAAUAAGGUACACCUCCUCAGUGAAAUACGACUCAGAGAAGCACUUCAUCGACGACGUCUACAUGCCCGUGGGCUUCAGCAUUUCCUCCUGCAGCCAAACCAUCGUCUGCGUCCCCGACUGCACGUGGCGCAGCUACAAAGCCGAGCUGCGUUUCCAACCCCGCAACAAAGCCCAGCGCUUCACCAGCACCACCAUCGUCUACCCGAAGCACGCCAAGACUGUGUACACCACCACCCUGGAUUACAACUGCCGCAAAUCCCUGCGGCGUUUCCUCUCCAGCGUCGAGCUGGAAACCUCUGAGUGUUUCGGGAGCGAUUGCGUCCUGGAUGGCUGCUGAGCGGCGGCCGUCCCCGAUGCUCCGAUCCACCCCGCUCCCGUCUCGCUGCGCUAUCGCUCUCUGUUUGCUGCGCUGGGUGCAGAGCCCACCUUUGCAGUCUCCACCUCUUGCUCAGCUCCUAUUCCUGCUUUAAGCGUCAGAACGACCCGAAGGUGGUUUUCAGUGGGGGUGUGAGUCGGUGAGGGAUUUCUUUGCUGUUAAAGGGUUCCCUCCCCUACCCCGCAGUGCAGAUGGAAAGAAGGGGAAGCGUUUUCCCAGAGAAGAAAAAUAAUAGAAUGUGGGAUAGCGUUGGGCUGGGGGAAUUGUAUUGGAUGCUUUGUGGGGAUGUGCAAAGAUAAGGGCGGUUCACUCUUGCAGACAAACCACCAGGUCGCUGGGUUAUGUACAGCCAGAUCUGUCAUGCAUUUUGGUUUGGAUUAUGGGACUCUCGUCUGGAAGGAUGGCCUCCUGGAAUCUGCUGGAAAGAACUAACAGAAAGUCUGGGGUGCUGUGCUUAACAGAUCUGAAAUGUUAUCCGAUGGCGUUCGUGUCUGGUCUGAAGGUGUGAUUUGGAAAGAAGUCUAGAGCAGGAGAGAAACUGCUUUUGCAGCUCCAGGCAGCAGAGAAGGGAUGAGGAUGGGGUAACAGCUUGGGCUGCAGGGAACCACUGCCACGUGCAGCAGGAGAGUUGUGGGGCCAAAGGGAACAACUUCAGGUUGCAAUGGCAGCUCUCAACCUGCAUCUAAUGAGGAUUUAGUGAGUUAGAGACCCAGGAGCAGCCUGUCCUGGAGCUGUGCUCGUGGUGUGUGUGUGCACGUGUGGUGAGUGGCGUGGAAAUGUACUUCAGCAUGAACUGAUCUGGGAGACUGCAACAGGGAAGCAGGCGUGAGUUGGUGCGGUUUGUUUUGUCGUCCUUUUGGUUUUGUACUUAUUUAUUAGCUCAGAACGGAACGUCCUUCAUCUUUGCUUCAGGUAACCAAAUCCCAAAACAGUUCCAGGGUGGCACAGGUUCAGGUGGGCUCUGCUCCAGGAUGAAGAGCAGCAUGGCAUUUUCAUUAAGCACAUCAGCUUCAGACAGCGGAAUUUAGGGGAUGCAUCUCAAAACCACACCAAGAUGGUCCCUUAAACACAACCCCAAGGUGGCACAACAUGGUUUUUAUGAAGCAAGCCGAUGCCUUUUAAUGUGUUUUAAUUAGUAGAGAUACUUUUUAGAUUAUUUAUGCUCCAACAUCUGCGAAGCUCUGGUCAGCUCUGUGCAAGCGCUCUGAUGGCCAUGGAGUUUUCCCCCCCCUCUCACUUUCAGUUGUCUUUUACUUCACUAAUAAUAAACCAUCUGAAAAGCGUAA